Aureobasidium pullulans EXF-150 is the source of this 1728-nucleotide messenger RNA. RefSeq names its product Phosphoribosylaminoimidazole carboxylase. Lineage: Eukaryota; Fungi; Ascomycota; Dothideomycetes; Dothideales; Saccotheciaceae. The transcript has a single exon. Bases 1 to 1728 code for a protein of 575 amino acids. The record is from RefSeq and is a predicted model, not a curated record. Gene Ontology annotation, molecular function: phosphoribosylaminoimidazole carboxylase activity; metal ion binding; ATP binding. Gene Ontology annotation, biological process: 'de novo' IMP biosynthetic process.
AUGGACAAGAAGGUCGUAGGUCUUUUGGGAGGUGGCCAACUUGGCCGUAUGUUCGUCGAGGCUGCGAACCGUCUCAACAUCCAAGUCAACAUUUUGGACGCAGCAAAGUCACCCGCAAAGCAAAUCAGCAGCCAUGAAGGCCACUUUGAAGGAUCAUUCAAGGACCCGGAAGCCAUUGAAAAACUAUCAAAAACUUGCGAUGUUGUCACUGUGGAAAUCGAGCACGUGGACACUCAAAUUCUGGAAAAGAUCUCAUCUCAGGUCGCUGUGGAACCCAGCUGGAAGACUAUUCGCAUGAUCCAGGACAAGUACGCACAAAAGGAGCACCUUCAAGAGUACAAUGUUGCUACUGCACAAUCUAUCCCUCUGGCUGGAGCUACUACUGAGGAUUUGGAGAAGGUCGGUGAGCAGAUUGGUUUCCCGUUCAUGCUCAAGUCACGCACAGAGGCAUACGAUGGCCGUGGAAACUUCCCUGUCAAGUCAUCUGCCGACUUUGACGCUGCACUGAAGGCUCUUGGAAGCCGUCCUUUGUAUGCUGAGAAGUGGGCCAACUUCAAGGCUGAGUUGGCAGUUAUGGUUGUUAAGACCAAGGAUGGUGUUCUGGCUUACCCUACUGUCGAGACCGUUCACGAGGACAGCAUCUGCAAAUUGGUGUACGCUCCUGCUCGUAACGUCUCUAAGAAGGUACUUGAGCAGGCCCAAGAAUUGGCCAAGAAGGCUGUCGCUUGCUUCUGGGGCAAGGGUGUCUUUGGUGUCGAGAUGUUCCUUCUCGAUGACGACAGUCUCUUGAUCAACGAGAUUGCUCCUCGCCCUCACAACUCUGGUCAUUACACUAUCGAAGCAUGCCCGAUCUCUCAGUACGAUGCCCACUUGCGCUCAAUCUUGGAUAUCCCUAUCCAACAAUCCGAGCUACGCAUCAGAGAGCCUUCCAUCAUGCUCAACAUCCUUGGUGCUUCUACUCCCGAAUCAGCGGUCCAGAUCGCUGAGCGUUCCAUCGCUGCCGGUGUCGGUGCUUCCAUCCAUCUGUACGGCAAGGGCGACUCUCGCGCCAACAGAAAGAUGGGCCACAUGACCCUCACAGCACCCACCAUGCGCGAAGCCGAAAAGGCUAUGCAACCCCUCCUCGACAUCACCGACGACGUCCGCGGCAGAAAGAGCAAGCCUCUCUCCGACUCCAAGCCCGCUGGUCAAGCCAAAGAUGCAGUCGUUGGUGUAAUCAUGGGCUCUCACAGCGAUAUGCCUGUCCUCCAAGCCGGCAUCAACAUCCUCAAGACCUUGAACAUUCCCUUCGAGACUCACAUUACCUCUGCUCACCGCACUCCCGACUGGAUGUCCGAGUAUAUUCACGGAGCCAUGCCUCGCGGCAUUCAAGUCCUCAUCGCCGCUGCCGGUGGCGCCGCCCAUCUUCCCGGUAUGGCUGCCUCUCACACCGCCAUCCCUGUCAUCGGUGUCCCUGUCAAGCCCACCAUCGGCGAUGGCACGGACUCUGUCCUCAGUAUCUUGAACAUGCCUCGUGGUGUCCCCGUCGCUACUGUGGGUGUUAACAACAGCACCAACGCUGCUCUGCUUGCUGCUCGUAUCGUUGGCCUCAAGGAAGGUCAGAUCCAAAAGGCUUUGAUCGAGUAUGCUGACAAGUCUACCGCUGAGGUCAUGGAGCGUGAGGCUGCUAUGAAUGAGCAGGGCUGGGAUGCUGUUUUUGAGCAGUGGCACGGUGCUGCUAAGAAGUAG